AUGCUGAUUAUUGUUUUUCACGUUUUCCUAUUCAUAUUCGCGAUCAACGGGUGCCGCAAGAAAAAAGCCGCCCAGCCGCCACCUCCUGGCGGGCCACCCAAAUUUCAUCCACCGCCGGCGCAUAAUUAUUCCGGCGAGAAGCUCUCCAAAACCCUCGAGGCGCCACAGGUCGAAACGCAAGAAGACAUCCGCCAACGAAUACUCGCCGCCAUAGCACUGAAGCAGAAAAAGGACGAAGAAGCCGGGAUCCCAGCCCUCGAGCGCGUCCCCAACGCAAAUGGCAAAUCGGCCGAGGACCCGAAGCUCAAGGACCAGAAAUUUGAACUCUUCGCUGUU
Mesorhabditis spiculigera is the source of this 336-nucleotide messenger RNA. NCBI's taxonomy places the organism in Eukaryota, Metazoa, Nematoda, Chromadorea, Rhabditida, Rhabditidae. The record is from the annotation of a GenBank genome assembly.